Molecule: messenger RNA, 982 nt
Organism: Physcomitrium patens
Lineage: Eukaryota; Viridiplantae; Streptophyta; Bryopsida; Funariales; Funariaceae
Product: succinate dehydrogenase assembly factor 2, mitochondrial
Biological process (GO): protein-FAD linkage; mitochondrial electron transport, succinate to ubiquinone; mitochondrial respiratory chain complex II assembly
Cellular component (GO): mitochondrion
Source: RefSeq, a predicted model, not a curated record
AGGGCGAGGUGGGGGGUUUCGGCUAAUUGGGUUUUGGUGUUGGCAGAUGAGCAGGGAGGAGCGCAUUCACCGAAUAAUUCACCGUCCUCCUCUCGCUUCUCUCGCAUUCUUUUCUACGCACCUGGGUUUGAAGGGGCUUUAUUUCCACAUAGUUUUCUGGGGUCAGUUAUCAUGGCGUCAAGAGCCUUCAGUCGGUUGGCUUUAUUGCGUACACUGGCUGCUUCUUCAAGUAGGGCUCUAAUUGUCCCCGCAACCUCAAGUUCCUUGCCGCAUCUUGUCCUUUCGAAGUCUACGUGGGAAGUACAGCCGUGGGGUGCGGCCUAUUAUCCGAAAAUUACACGAUUCUACAGCAGUGUAGGAGGGGACGAUGAAGAUAAGCGUAAACGAGUUUUAAACAGAAUAUUGUAUAGGAGCCGGCAGCGUGGCUAUUUGGAGCUCGACUUGCUACUUGGAAAGUGGGCAGAAGACAACAUCAACAAUUUGGACGAAAAUCGGUUACAAGAACUUGUUGAUUUGCUCGAGGGGGAGAAUCCGGAUUUGUGGAACUGGCUUACCGGACAAGCAGAAGUGCCCGCUGCACUUGCCGAGAAUUCGGUUUUUGCUGCAAUAAAGGGCCAAAUCGCAGAAAAUCUAAGCACAUAUUCUUCUCCCCAAACCAGGGCACAACCUGGAAAACCCUGGGUUCGAGGUUGGGAUGAUAAUCGCAAAAUUGGAGGUCCUCAGGCCGGGAAUCAGUGAUAUUUUGAAGUAGCAGAGGCUUUGUUUACGUCUGAGGUUCUCAGUCAUGUUUGACAGUAUAUCAUGAAAAUAAGACGUUGAGUGCUUUGGAGCAUUUAUAUGCCUGCCAUACUUUUGAAGGUAGAAGGUCGUUAAUUCUGUUUCCCGGUGAUUCACAUAUUUGGAAACAAAGUAAAUUCCAUUUUUCAUGUUCAACAAAAUGUUGAUAAAUACAUAAUUGUAUGUUGUUGUGAAUUAGUUGAUA